Naegleria gruberi is the source of this 1200-nucleotide messenger RNA. RefSeq lists its product as uncharacterized. The coding region runs from base 1 to 1200 and encodes 399 amino acids. The transcript is spliced from 2 exons. Lineage: Eukaryota; Heterolobosea; Eutetramitea; Acrasida; Naegleriidae. The record is from RefSeq and is a predicted model, not a curated record.
AUGCCCAAAUCCAAUCAUACGACAACAUCGUCUAAUGGAUCUUCUGCUACCACCUCAUCACAACAUUCUCUUCCAAUAUCAUCAUCAUCAAAAACUUACACUGACUCAUCUUCACAUUUAAAUUCAUUUAGAUUUAUACCUUAUCCUAUACCACCACCACCAUCAUCAUCUCAUCAUUCUCAUUCUCAUCCUCAUCAUCAUCAAUUACAACAACCAAUAAUACCACCACCACCACAACAACCACAAUAUACUUUUAAUAAUUCAAAUAGAACAACAAAUAAUGUAUUUCAACAUCCUUAUAGUUUUUUCAUUCCACCACCACCACCAACAUUAUCACAUCAAACAACAAUACCACCACCACCAUUCUUUUCAUUAGCCAAUCAUCAUCAUCAUCCUUUUAUUUCUCCUCAACAAUUAUUUAUUAAUAAUAGUAAUAAUAAUAAUAAUAAUACUUAUAGACCACCCAUUCCAUUAUCAUCCAUGAAUAAUGUUAUGAUGAUGAAUCAACAAUCAAUACCAACAACACCACCACCUAUAACACCACCACCUUUAAUAUCAACAACACCUACAACACCAACAACAACACCACCACCUUUAAUAUUUCCUUCACAGCCUCCAUUACCACCACCACCACCACCUACUACUACUAAUUCAUUAACAUCAUCUUCUACAACGAUAUCAACAACACCCAAAGCAGUUUAUCAACAUUUUAUUCCUCCACCACGUCCUAUUCCACUCAUUAAUAAUAAUACUGCUACCACUACCACCACUGCAAGUAAAACAUCAAUAUGGAAACCUCCUACAAAUAUAUCAUCAUCAACAUCUAAUAAUACUACUACUAGUACAAAUACUACUACUACUUCCAAUAAUAAUAAUAAUAAUAAUAAUAAUAUAUUGAACAAGACACCAUUAUCUUCAUUACCUUCAUUCAUUCCACCAACAAUACCAAAUGUAAAUACUUUUAUACCUCCUCAACCUCUUUCUAAAAUUGUUAAUCAUUCUACUAAUAAUACUACUUCUAAUAAUAGUAAUAUUAAUAUUAGUAAUAAUAGUAAUAAUGGAAUAUUAUCAAAAAAUGAUACUAAUACUAAUAAUGGAAUUAAUUUAUUAAAUAAUAAUUUGGUAACAUUUUCUUUGGAAAAUGAGGCAGCAAUUGGAGAGUUAUAUGAAAGAAUUUCAGUUCACAGUGAUAGAUUCUAA